AUGCCAUUAAAUACUCUAUCGCAUAAAAAUCUGAAAUUCAUUGUAUUUUUUCUGAUUCUCGUUAUCUUUCUGUGCAGUUAUGUGGUAUUUUCAUUCAUUAAUAAUUCUUUUGAAAGUUCAAAACAGUCAAACUUGUAUCUUCGGCCACGAUCACCAAAUCUAGGCUCUGCAUUUGUUCAACGAGCCAUUUUAAUAUUUUAUCCAUCGAAUCAAGAACAACAUUAUUUCCCUGAAAUUCGAUGGUUAUAUCGUUCAUGGAUUGAAAUGAUGAAAGAUGAAUCGAGAAAUUGGCGCACAGAUUUAAUUAUAUAUACGGGAAAUUAUAGUUCAUCACUUCAACAACUUGGCUGUGUGCUGAAUGAAAUACGUUCAAAUAGUACUGAACAACCGCAAUGCCGAGUAUUUCUUUAUCUUCGUCUAUCAGCUCGUGAAAUAGAUACUCGAACUGAAAAACAAAGAUUAUUCGCUAAUGUCCAUCGCAAAGAUUUAUUUGAUAUUAAUAUUCAACGUUCAAUUUUAUUGUAUAAAAAUGUAAAAAAAUAUGACUAUAUUGAUUCUGUUAAUAUCAUAGCAGAGUCCUAUCCAACAUAUAAAUACUAUAACUUUAUACUUAAAACUGAUAUUGAUGUUUUUAUAACUAAACAAUUUGCUAAGUUUAUACCUGUUACAAAUGCAGCAUUGUUGGUUGGUCUCGGUGGUUAUUCCACGCCGUUUAAUACACGUCGUCUAGGACGUAUUGCACGAGAUAUGAAUUGGCAACAUGCUAAUAUGACUAAUAUUGGAUCAACAUGGUAUGGAUCUCCAUAUGUUGCUCAGCGUAUAGCAGAUUUAACAUUAGAUGCAAUGCUUCAUUUGUCGGAUAAUGAGUUCGCUCAGGUUGAGCGAGAUCGAAAAUUAGGAGUUUUAUUAUGGCCCGAUUGGCACUAUGGUGUACUCAGUAUGUAUGGUACACACUUAGCAGUAAAUCAUUUAUUAGUCUCUGAAAAGCUUGGUAUAAAAAGAGCCAAUCAACUAUUAGAUCAAUCGACAACAGAUCCAGAUCCAAAUAAUAUAGAAAAAAAUAAUCGUUUACAUUUACACUGUUGGCAUACAAAUAAAGAAUUUUCAAAAUUUGAAUUCAAAGCUGGAAAAUAUAAUAAUAUACAUCCGCGUACGUUAAUUCACAAUACGUCUGCUCAGGCUUAUGCUAUGAGAAUCGCAUUAGAAUCUAGGCUAAUGACGCUUGAUGAACUAGCGCAACGGUUGAAGAAUAUUGGUACUAGCAAAACGAAAUAA
Messenger RNA from Rotaria socialis, 1275 nucleotides. The record is from the annotation of a GenBank genome assembly. Lineage: Eukaryota; Metazoa; Rotifera; Eurotatoria; Philodinida; Philodinidae.